CUAUGGGGAGAGGGGGUGGUAAUCAGGCAAUCGGUAAUGCUGCUGAAUUAAAUACAGUCUUGGCACACCCCCUGCCUGGGCAUUGGCUGCCACAUUUUGGGGGACAGCUACAAAAACGGCCUCUUUUACACCGGGAAGGGCGAGUCAAAGAGCAUCACCAUCCCUGGCAGGAGCAGCGCGGACAGCAGAUAACUCCAGAGAUGAUUGGCGGGCGCAGACUCUUUCUCCUGUGGGCAUGGACACUGGUGAUGACAACCCUGUGUCCUCCUGUCCAGGCUAAGAGGGGUGGCAUGAGCUGGGGGGGUAGGGGCAUGGGUGCUAAUAGAGCAGUGGGUGCUCGCUACUCACCCAUGCAAGGCCCAGGUUAUGGGGGAGGGUACGGUGCUGGAGCCCCCCCCUCGUACAGCAAAAGCUCCUCCAAUACAGGGCUUAAGAUGGCAGGGGCGGCCGCGGCCGGGGUUGUGGGGGGGGCCAUGCUAAGCCGCGGAAUCAGUUCUAUGGGACACCCGCGCUAUGACUCUGGGGGCUACGGCUAUAACGGAUAUGACCGAUACGGUGACUAUCCCUCAGGGGUCCGGCAUGGAGACAUUGCCUAUGACGUGGAGUUCCACAACGGGACUUCGGGAGACCAUGUCAGAGGACGUUCCUCUGCCACCACCCUGCCCAACACCUUCACCAUCAUCUCAUCGCUGGUCUGCUUCCUGCUGGAACAAUGAAUAGGGAUAGUCCGGUGAAAAUAUUAUUUAAUUUCUGUGAAUGAUUACAUAUUUAUGGAUGCUGUGUUAGUGUUUAGUAAUCCUGCAUUUUCUGAGUAACUUUUGCACAGAGCUAUUCAUAGAAAUGAAAUAUGUUGUAUUAAUCUAUGAAUGCUUUUGUACUGAAACUUUGAUUUUUAUGCUGUCUGUGUGGCCUAAUUUAAAAGUGGGACAAAGACAUGAUUAAAUGUAAUAAGGUGAUGUUCAGGUAGAUGAAUUACCACCAUCAGUCCGUUGUACCAUAAUCAACCAGUCUACGAGUAACAGCAGCCUUUUUGAAUUCUGUCAUACAAUGUGAUUUUCUGGUUAGUGUGAGAGAUGAUGCAAAUUAUUUGGCUAUGUAAAGAUUAGUCAGACAUUACCAGAGAGAUGUAUUGUAUUAGAUCGAAAGGCUUUGGAGUUAAUCCUAAUUAUGUCUGUCAAUGACUCCAAUAUAUCGUUAAUAAUAUAGUUAGUGUGCAUGCAGCAGAAUUUCUGUCAUCUUGCCAUUCGUUUUUUUUUCAUAUCAUAGCAGAGAAACAGUGAUCUUAACCUGCACGUUUUAAUAGAAGUGAUAUAGCAAUAGAUAAGGUUACAACGUGGCUCUUGAUUGCAGAGAAUCUUGCCUCAAUGGAGCCUCUUUGAGUAGGUAUUUACAUAUAUUUGCAAAUAUGUAUGCAGAAAUAUUUCAAAUAAUAAGCUGUUACCCCAAAA
This is a messenger RNA of Brienomyrus brachyistius, 1448 nucleotides long. RefSeq names its product shadow of prion protein 2 (gene sprn2). Bases 3 to 716 code for a protein of 237 amino acids. NCBI's taxonomy places the organism in Eukaryota, Metazoa, Chordata, Actinopteri, Osteoglossiformes, Mormyridae. The transcript is spliced from 2 exons. The record is from RefSeq and is a predicted model, not a curated record.